This is a messenger RNA of Branchiostoma belcheri (Belcher's lancelet), 1573 nucleotides long. Its product is annotated as protein C10-like. The record is from RefSeq and is a predicted model, not a curated record. The coding region runs from base 111 to 581 and encodes 156 amino acids. Gene Ontology annotation, biological process: post-embryonic development. NCBI's taxonomy places the organism in Eukaryota, Metazoa, Chordata, Leptocardii, Amphioxiformes, Branchiostomatidae. The transcript has 3 exons.
GGAAGUAGCUGUCUGAACUGUGUGAGGAGAAAGAUCCACAGCUGUCAGACGCUCUCCUGUCUUCUGUUGUGAAACGAAACGGUCGGAUUUGACUUGGACUUGUUGUUCAGAUGGCCAGCUCAACGAACGAGUCGGUACUAACGUUAGAAAAGAAUAGAGAAAGAAAAUUCACUGAUCCUUCGACCAAAUCUCUCCCAAGAGUAUCACAUCAUGCGGGGUCUGGCACCCAGGCUAAAUUCUGCUAUAUUAUCCUACUUCUAGAAGCGCUGAAGGAUGUCAUCAAUGCCUUCACGGUUCCCGAGAACAUGGCGCGUAUGGAAGAGGCGCGGGACCAGGCGGGGAACGACAUGAUGAAGAUGAUGCAGAUCGUGUUUCCCGUGGCGACACAGAUCCAGCAGGAGGUCAUACAGAAGUACGGCUUCUCCGCAGACGGAGAUGGAGCGGUUAAAUUUGCAAAUGCUAUCCGUCAGUAUGAAAUGGAGGACCAAGAGAUCGCUAACUUGUCCAGCAACCUGAAAUCCAUGUUCCUGCCCCAGAUGGCCACACCCCCCACCCCCGCACAGGACGUCGCAACAUCAUAGGAUACACUCUGUCAUUGUCAUACAGAUAAUAGGACUUUCUUACAAACAACAAAGCCACCUCAAAGAUGAUUGGCUGCAAUAUGAUGUAUGUUUUUGUCACUGGACAGUCAGUAUUUCUUUUGAGAACGUAGCAGGCAUAACCUCUGCUGGUGGAAUACUACAUUGAACAUUUCCACUCCAAAUGACUCAGUUGUUGUUGUCAGAAAAGAGUUUUACACAGUUGUACAUGUAUCAUGUACUGUUUCUUUGGUUUGUAUUUUGAAAUGUUGCAACACAUUCUCAUGUUUUUUAAAGGAGUAGCUGAGUAUGUGAGAUUCAGUCAGUGUCUAUAUACACGAUUCAAGAUCAACGCAUUGAUGUAUUAUUUGUAUGUCACAUUUAGGAAGAAUAUGAAGCGUACACUAAUAUUUUAGAUUUUGAAUGAAGAGCAUUAACCUUAAUAUACAUGUAUUAAAAAUGAAUAUGUGCACAUAUGUAUUUUAUAGCAGUUUUUCUGUGAGAUAGUUUAGCCUUUGGAGCUGUUUGUCAGUGGCUGAUUGGGCCUGAACAGUAGAGGGCCUGCUAGAAGCAUGUAGUCAGGCUAGCUUCAAAGGUCAUUUUAAUAAUUUUGUAUUUCCUAGAUAAAAGCUCUUUGCAUAAACAAAACAGUAGGCAGUAACUUGUACUGCUCUGGACUCAUUAUUGUAGUUAACAUUAUUAUGAUAAAGAGCUUAUAAGAGGUAUUUCUUCCAUUCUUUGACUUAAUAGGACAAUGCUUUUCAUUUAUCAUUGCACCUAUUACAGCAACAAUCUGAAAAAGUUCUGUUCUUGAUAAUUUUGACUUAAUGAGCCAGUAUCCUACUGUAAUAUACCUAGCAAUGCAACAACAAUUUAUACUACCACACAUACCUUAAGUAUAACAUAUUAGCUAGCUUUAGAGUAUGAACGUUGUAUAUAUCAAUCACACUUUUCAUUUCAUGUUUGUUGAAUUAAUUAAACAUUAUUUCCACAUA